Messenger RNA from Petromyzon marinus (sea lamprey), 1507 nucleotides. RefSeq names its product cyclin dependent kinase 2 interacting protein (gene CINP). The record is from RefSeq and is a predicted model, not a curated record. NCBI's taxonomy places the organism in Eukaryota, Metazoa, Chordata, Hyperoartia, Petromyzontiformes, Petromyzontidae.
GCGUAUUUUGGGCGGGAAACUGAAGGCGCGUGAUGGACACACGCGCGCGCAAUCCGCAAAGCCAGGUCGCCUCGGCGUUGCCGCUGACUGCCCGCGAGGAGUCCCCUCGGUCGUGUCGAGCAGGAAGGGUCGCGAGGAAAAACCUCCCCGAGUUCGGUCGCCAAGCGUCUUCCUUUAGCACACAGCGCGAAGGGGAGGGUCCCGCAAUGGCCUCCCCCUCCCCGUCGUCGUCGUCCCCGGCCGCGAGCCCCAGCGGCAGGAAGGUGAGGGACGUGGCCGCCGAUUGGCACAACGCCAUCGCCAAGUGGGACCGCCUCGUCGUCGACUCGGGCUUGGCACUCGCCUCCAGGGUGGCCAACUCCCGGCUCGCGGCACCGAAGGAGGACGAUUCUGCGCCGACUGCGGAAGCAGCAUCGGCCGCGGAAUCAACACGAUCCCAGGAACUGGAGAGAGACUGCGACCAACUCAUCGAGGUGUGGGAGAAGUUGAGGGGACUGCUGCAAACGAUGGAGAAGCUGACGUCGACGCUGCAGGCCGUGUGUGACCUGGAGUGGUACCAGAACAAGCAAGCUUGGAGGCCAACGCCGCUCUUCCGUUCUUGGCCGACAACAACCUUCUCUACCAGCGGCAGAAGACGGCGACCAUCAGCUUGGCAAGGGACAGCUCGACAAGAAGACACAGCAGCUCGGAAGAGGACAGCAAGCCAGCUCCGGAGCAUGGCCUCGAGAUCAACAAUGCAUGUGGUGCAUCGCAGAGAAGAGGGGCGAGGUGAUGCUCUGUGCAGAUAUAAAUAAAGAAAGACUUGUGUCUUUAUUUGUAUCUGUGUCGGCUGAACAGCUCCACGCUCCUCCAUUUGUAUAUUAACCGUUCCGUUCUUCUCUGCGCGGUGUGUGUUGACUCCGUCCCGCGCACGGCUCGCUCUCUCUCCCAGCUCCUGCGCAUCGCUGGCUGACGGCGCGCAAGGAGGCAACCCUCGGACCGCCACGUGGCCGCUGGCGUUCCGAAGGCGCGAGACGUGGUCCCGCUUCCAGACUUCCCACACUGGCCUCGAGCCUCUUCCUGCUUCCCCUUAUAUCCCUCUCACGCGGAGCCAAGCCCCGCCUUUAGCCACGCCCCUUCUAGAACCUUCCCGAUGGUUCCCCGCGAGCACCCUUGAGCCCCGCCCCUGGACUUCGGCCCAGAUGAUCCCACUUAACCUGAUUGGCUUAUGGCUGACACAGCGGAGCCUAUCCAGCCGGUCGGCGACCGGCGGUGUACUCUCUUUAUUACAUCGGCACAAGACAAGCAGGACAGGGUUAACAAAACAAGGUUGGACUCGAGCGUCGAAUCGCGACCUCAAAGUCGUGACCAUUCAUCAGGUCGUGUGUGCGGGAAGGCAAAACAAAUCACAAAUAUUUAUACUGCAGGAGGAAUCCAAUGAGCUAUAAAGCUCUUUUUCACAUUUGUCCAGGAGUCCAAAUCACCGUUUGUGCGUUUGUUUACCCGCUCUACCCUGACCCGUCGCCCC